This is a messenger RNA of Cydia pomonella (codling moth), 5778 nucleotides long. It is a transcript of the gene Incenp, whose product is annotated as histone-lysine N-methyltransferase 2B. Lineage: Eukaryota; Metazoa; Arthropoda; Insecta; Lepidoptera; Tortricidae. Bases 100 to 2829 code for a protein of 909 amino acids. The record is from RefSeq and is a predicted model, not a curated record. The transcript has 22 exons.
ACUUAACAUUUCAAUUUCAAACGGUUUUCGAUUGUGUAGUGUUUUAGGUCGUUUAUCAAUUUGUGAAACAUAUAUUGAAGUGUAUUUUUUAUUACAAUUAUGUCCGUUUUUGAUGAAAUACUGUGUAAACUUAAUGAAAUAUCUAACAGUUAUGUUCGCUCCCUAAACGAAGACAUACAGGUUGCUUUCGACUCUUUAGAGAAGUUUGCUGAAGAAUAUCAAAAUGGACGCGGGAAACGGGACCAAAAUCAGAAGAAGGCUCUGGUGAACACGCUCAUGAGCAUAAAUGAGGCCGAAGAUGAAAACACUCCUAAAGAAGUCGGGAAGUCCAAGGAUGGCUCGGAGAAGCGGCUCUCCAGCAAGCGGAGCAAGGAGCAGGUUGAGGGCAUGUCUAGCCCUGAGCAGGAGAAGAGACCCAAGAGAAAUGCCUCUGUUAAGGCUCAGAAUAAUAUCAGCAAACAGGUGAACGUGAACCUGACGCAGAAGCUGCGGCGCGACGACCCGGAAAAGACACGUCGACGUAAGGAUGACGACGCGGACAAGACACGUCGGCAUCAGGAUGACGACAAGGAGAACAUACUGACUGUCGUACAGGUGAAACAGGAGAAGGUAUCCCUCCCACCGGAGCCAAUGGAGACAGAAUCGGUGUUAGACAUACCAUCAGUGCCUGUGAAACAAGAACCCGAUAAUGAUGGAACGGCUAUGCCACCUCCAGCCGCCCCUGUACCUAAGCCCCGCAAGCUGCCGCCGAAGGAGAAAACCACGGACAUCGAAGAGGAACCGACUGGCAAACGCAGCACGCGCACAAGGAAGAAUACAGAUUCUAUGCCACCGCCACCGGUCCCAGGUCCGUCGGAGCGGCCGGCGCGGGCGUCGCGGCGCGGCGCGGACCGCGCGGCCGGCCCGGCGAGCGGCCCGGCGUCCGGUACGACGACCGGCCCGGCGGAGCCGCCGGCGCAGCCCCCGCCGCCGCCGGAGCCCCGGCCGAAGCGCACGCGGGCGAAAAAGAAAGUCUCAGAGGCACCUGUCACAGACUCUGAAAAUACACAGCCGCCCGUAGAAAACGGAAGCGGUACACCUGAUAAACCGCGGCCGAAGAGGACCAGGCGAGGGAAGAAAGCAGCGGAGGAAGAACCACCGAAACCCAAAGAACCAUCCCCGGAACCACAAAUAAUCCCCAAAGAAGAAAGAAUAUCCAUCCCCGACCCGCAAUCGCCCGCCAUACCUCAAAAGACCGUCAAAAAGACCAAGGCUGACUCAACAGUAUCAAUAACUUCAGAUGACUCUAUACAAUCGAAAAAGGGCCCUAAAAGGAAGGGAGCAAAGACGAAAGUUGACAAGCAAGCGGUGGAGGAGACUCAGGUUCUGAGCAAUAUGAAUACGACGGUAACCAUUAGUAUGAAUAAGACUGUGGUGUUGCCGAAUGGGGUGUAUGACCAUACUGAUGGGAAGACCACGAUUGCAAUGAAUGAAACAGUCGUGCUAGCUACAAUCAACCGGGACACCAUGGUUCUAGACAAACCACAGGCUAAGAUUAUGGACUCCACAGUUGUCAUAGAGAAAGAUGGCGCCAUUCCCGACUUGACGGACGACCUGUCCCAGAUGACUGACGACCUGUCCCUGAUGACGGACGACCUGUCCCUGAUGACGGAGGACGUGCCCCAGUUCACGGAGGACGACAGUGAAGAGUACUGCACGCCCGGCAAGCGGGACACGCCGCCGGAACCCACUUCCGCUGUAAAAGCCAAAGUACAACAGUUUGAAGAGAUGGCUGCCAGGACCACUAGAACAAAAACGAGAGCUAUGGCCAAAAAGGAUGCCGAGACAGAAGACAGUACGCCGCCCGACAGAAUACCCAAGCAGGUUCUCUCCGCCGACACGCUCAACAAGAUGAACAAAUUGAUAUUCAACGGCAAGACCACUCAGAUAUCAAGUUCGGCCUCGAAGCCGACUGCCAAGCUGCCCCCCGUGAAGCAGUUACCGGUUUCCGCGUCCAAGGCGUCCGCCCUCAGCCGCGCGCGCGACGAGCUGCUCAGCAAGGACGACGCGCGCAGGAAGAAGGAAGCCAUGCUCGAGGCUAAGAAGGAGGUGCAGAAACGAAAACGCGAAGAGAAAAUGGCCGCCGCCGCAGCGGCGCGCGAAGCCGCCGAGAAGGAACGCAGAGCCGCGUUACAGGCACAGGCACGGGACAGGAUGGAAAAACAAGCCCAUGCUGAUCAAGGGAAACUAGAAAAAAUGAAAGAGGUAGAAAGGAAAAAGCAAGAGCUAGCGCGUAAAGUAGCGGAGACGGAGGAGCGGCGCCGCGCUGAAGAACAGGCGCGGCUGGCGCGCCUGGCGGAGGAGCAGCGGAAGGCAGACGCGGCCAGGAGGAAGCAGCAGGAGGAGAGCGAGGCUAUGAAGAAAGAGGCUGCCAUGAUGGCUAAGGAAAUCGAGAAGAGACAAAAAGAGUAUCUCGAGAAACAAAAGAAACAAAGAAUGGAGACUGACAAAAUGCACACACCAUUGAAGAAUCUCACGAAGGCGCCCCCGAUGGAGCCCGUGUACAUGCAGGACGGCUUCCAGUACCUCAACUCCGACGAUGAUGAUGAAGACGCGCCGCCCAAGUUCCCCACGCCCGACUGGUGCAAGGCGCGGCACCGGCAGCUGGCGCUGCAGCAGCAGCUGCCGGCGCGGCUGGUGGACGGGCUGUUCGCCGUGCGCGCGCGCCGCGUGGACCUGCGCGCCGUGUUCCCGGGCGUGGAGCGCGCCGCCCUCAAGCGGACCUCGUCCGCCGUGUGGCGCACCCCGCCCGCCCUGCAGCCCGCCCGCGGGCAGGAGUCCCCGAUAUAACAUCGAGUUGAGACCAGUCGCGGGCGAUCAUUGUAAAUAGUAUUAUGUAAUUUGUAUUUAAUCGCUAAUUAUACAGGGUGAUUCAUGAGACGUGAGCAGGACUAAGCCUACACAAUCAGUAAAUGUUAAUGAAUCGUUCACGCAUCAUAUUUAAGUAAAACAAUCACGCUUUUUAUCUGUUAUUAAACUUUUUGUUAAGGACAAAUUUGAUUAUCUACAAUCAUGGACACCAUACAACACUUAAUUAACAAAGAUAAAACCUCUAACCGUUAUGACAGCACUUUGAUUAUGAAGAAAAUAAAAUGUCACACUUGAGUGAGAUACGAUUUUAUAAAAGUAACCAGACUCUUCGAUGACAUUCAAUUUGUCACUUAUUAUGGAUAAAACAAAGAGGGUGACCAUAAAUAUCGUAAUCUUAAAUAUAUAUCGUAUAUAUAUGUAUGUUUAUGUAUGUGUAUUUUUUAUGAAUGUAUUGUGUUCGUACAUGUAUCAAUUGUAUCACCUAUACCUAUGUUUUGCAUCGCCUACAACUUAUCUGCUUUGCCUACAGGUUGACUGGUAGAGAAUGCCUUACGGCAUUAAGUUCGCCUAUUGUACAGUGUGUUUUCUUAUGUGCAAUAAAGAUUAAAUAAAUAAAUAAAUAAAAUAAAACUUUUUUUUAACAGUAAAAAUUAAAUUAACGUUAAUCUCACAAAUACUGGUACGAAACAGUUGCCGAUAAUUUACUGAAUAUGCAGGCUUGAUCCUGCUCACGUCUCCUGAAUCAAUCUCUAUAUAGAUAUAUAAUGCCGACCAUCGAGUAAAGACCGGAUCACACCCAAAAUUACUCUAAUUUUCUAAUUUGUAAUAAGCUACUGUUCAACACGUAUUUUGUGAAUAUAGUAACAGUCACUAUACCUGACCUAUCUGAAAUCUAAAUAUAUAAAUAUUUGGGGAAAUAUUACACAAAUCGAGUUCUACAGUACAGUAAUCAUAGAAAUAAUUUACGCUUCCCUUUAAAGUGUAACUUGUUCUAAGCUUACGAGGAAGGGUACCCAACUGUCCGACUCCGAUUUGAUUCAUUUUGAUAUAUGUUAUAGAGUAGUCUAAAAUAACGGACACGUAUUUUUUUUUUAGCUGCCCAAACUCAACCUAUUGGGAGAAAUUGUCCUCCAAAGUACUAAAAAGUUACUAAAUCUUCUAACUCCUAUAGAAAGUGAUGCUCGAGCAACUUGCUAGUUAAUGGCUGGUUUGAGUAUAUGUUUGAAAGCAGCAAAAAAUAAUGAGCACGUGUUUUGUUAUAUCGGCUAAAACUCAUUUUUUCCUAAAAAAAUCGACAUUCGAAGUUUUAUAAUAUCGGGUGUUUUUUUAGGAAAACUUGAGUUUAAGCAGAUAUAACAAAACACGUGUACAUUAUUUUUUCCUGCUCUCAAACAUAUACUCAAACAAGCCAUUAACUAGCAAGUUGCUUGAGCAUCACUUUCUAUAGGAGUUAGAUUUAGUAACUUUUUAGUACUUUGGAGGACAAUUUCUCCCAAUAGGUUGAGUUUGGGCAGCUAAAAAAAAAUACGUGUCCGUUAUUUUAGACCACUCUAUAACAUAUAUCAAAAUGAAUCAAAUCGGAGUCGGACAGUUGGGUACCCUUCCUUGUUAGACCAUGAAAAGAAUAACAGUCAUAAAUAUCGUUAGAUUUGUACCACUACGCGGUGAUCACUUAGAGGAUAUAACAACUGGAGACGCCUUGUCUGUAUAUUAAAUAUCAAUACGGACGUGCCAAAAAUAUGUACACACGACCAUAUUGCCUAUAUAUUAAGGUAGUGUAUACAUAUUUUUGUCACUUUGUCCGUAUCGAUAUUUAAUACCUUGUCUGUUCCACCAUAGAACUGUUUUUCUUGUCCGGAACUCUCAUUUACAUACAACAUACUAUGUAUUGCCAAUAAAAGGUUAAAAUGUUGAUUAUCUAUAGCGAAGACUGUCAGUAGAAUUUUUGAAAAUUAUAAUUCUUGGGUGCAAAGAUCUGUUGUCGAAUGAACUAAGGACAUCACACUUUGAAAACGGUCGAGAAUCUUUUUUGUUGUAGUUAUAAUGUAAUCAUGUUUCUUAGGCGAAUGAAGGUGUUUCAUGUUAGCUUAUUAUCAUACUCUGUAUAUUUAGGUAUUUAUAUAUUAAAAGUAAAAAAAACAACCCUCAAAAUGCUCUAUAAGCCAGUUGAGGGUAGAUGAAAAUAUUACAUGAUCAAAUAGUGUAGGUUAAAGUCAGGUCGUUCAGUGACAGAUGCAGGUGGUUUUGUAUCUGGUUGGUUAACCAAGAAAUGUUAUAACUACCCGAAAAUUUACAAUAUUUUUUUUUUAAAUACCUAAAGAUACAGAGUAAAGAUUUUGUUAAAAUAUUAUGUUUUAAAAUUGACGACAUAAGAAUUAGCGAAGAAGUUACGACUCGUGGCUACUGCAUUCAAUUUAACCUUUGAUUUUGAACCUUAACUAAAUUAUAUAAGGCUGUUUAUUGCAUGUUAAGGCUGACAUUUGUGUGCGAUUUUUAUAUUUUAUUAAUGAAUCUGCUCAUUCUAAAUUCAAAUUUAUGUGCUCUAUGGUUAGGUUAAUUUUCAAAGAAUCGUGAAAAUAAUUUUUAUAACACUACGACCAACGCUGAUAUAUUUAGUGGCUAUGUUCACGACUUGCCUCACUUUGGACUGCAUUACUUAUCAAGUUGUGUGUAAAUUUGUCCCAACGAAAGUUCACAUUUUUGCCACAACGUGCGUUGUCAUGGCUCAGCCAAUAUAUAUGCAGUAGGAAAUAAUAUAAUAAAAAUAAUGUUAGAUUUAUAUAAAUUUGAAUGCAGAUGUUUCCUUGACGUAUAUUAGGAUUUUCAAUAAUAUAUAAAUAAAGUUAAUUGUAUGUAAUGUUUUUUUGUCGCUGUGUAAUUGAAAGUUUUAUAAAAAUAAAAAAUAAAAAUAAAAUAAAACAGCGUGAA